This is a messenger RNA of Vanessa tameamea, 5597 nucleotides long. RefSeq lists its product as uncharacterized. The coding region runs from base 146 to 5365 and encodes 1739 amino acids. Gene Ontology annotation, molecular function: 5'-nucleotidase activity. The record is from RefSeq and is a predicted model, not a curated record. Gene Ontology annotation, cellular component: plasma membrane. NCBI's taxonomy places the organism in Eukaryota, Metazoa, Arthropoda, Insecta, Lepidoptera, Nymphalidae. The transcript has 7 exons. Gene Ontology annotation, biological process: AMP catabolic process.
CAGAGGAGAUGCGCGCGCGCAAUCAUUUAUCGAAUUCCAUCCAACCUGAAACCUGCAGUAGCGAGACAAACAGCCGCCGAAGCGCACGUACUUUGCGGUCUCAUCGAAAACCAUAUGACCGGACGGCGUGUAUCAAAUAAUUAAAAUGACGCGACUUUCUCACAUAGCAGCUAUUCUCGCGGUAGUGGCACUGUCUUCAAGCAGUAUCGUCAAAUCCCCCAGCAACGAUGGAAAAAAUUUCGAACUUUUAAUACUCCAUAACAAUGACAUGCAUGCGAGAUUCGAACAGACGUCACAGCUCAGCGGCGCCUGCACUGUCGCUGAUAGGGAAGCUGGAAAAUGUUACGGUGGCUUCCCAAGAGUCGCACACGUAGUAAAAGAAGCAAGAAAAGCAGCGGCUUCUGGAGAGGGUCCACCAGUCCUGUACCUUAACGCCGGAGACACUUACACAGGAACCGCCUGGUUCACUAUCUAUAAAUGGAAAGUUGCUGCUGAAUUCCUUAACGCUUUACAGCCUGAUGCCGUUUCACUCGGGAACAACGAUCUAGAAAAAGGAUCCAGUAACCUUACACCAUUCUUAGCAAAUUUGGAUUCUAUUAUCUUGGCCAGUAACGUUAUCUUGAAUUCGGAGGAAGCGAAGCUGAAAAUUAAAAAAUCUAUAAUAGUUGAUGUGGAAGGCGUUAAAAUUGGCCUUGUUGGUUAUCUGACUCCUAAAUCUAAUAUAUUGGACAGCACGGAUAAUAUUGAGUAUAUUGAUGAAGUGAUUGCCGUGCAAGACGAAGUAAAUAAACUGAGACAGCAGGGUGUCAAAAUCAUAAUAGCGUUGGGUCAAUCUGAAACCAGAAAAGACGUUGACAUAGCUUCUGAAGUUGACGGCAUCGAUCUGGUCAUUUCUGGUCACCAAAAUAUUUUCUUUGCAAAUGGUACAAAUGCUGAAGAUAAUUUCGAAAACGCCAUCAAACCUAUUAUCGUGACACAAACAUCUGGAAAACAAGUACCAAUAGUUCAAUCAUACACGUAUAACAAAUAUUUAGGAAAAAUUCUUUUGGUGUUCAAUGACGAUGGAGAAAUAACUAAUUAUCAAGUAGAUUCCAUAUUGCUCGACCAAUCAGUACCACAAAAUAUUGAAAUGGCUGAAAUUGUUAAAAGAUCCAGUGAUCAAGUUGCUCCUUUAAAUGCAUCAAUUGGCAAUACUCUUGUUGAGCUAGAUGGAGAUACGUGUGGCGUUGAAGAAUGUAAUUUAGGAAAUUUAGUGUUAGAUUCGGUAAUUUUAUACUAUGCUGCCAGAUAUCAAGACGAACGGUGGACUGACGCUCCUGUUGCAAUAAUAAACGGAGGUGCAUUCAGUGGCAGUAUUUCCCCAGAAAAUCGUCCAUCCCCAGUCAGCAGAGCCGAUAUACUUUCAGCUAUGCCGGAAUCACAAAAUUUAGUUGCUGUUACAAUGAAUGGAACAAUACUCAAUCAAGUUCUUGAACACUCUGUAUCUGAUUACAGAGUUAGCAACCCGACGGGCCGAUUCCUUCAAUUUUCUGGAAUUAGAGCUACAUACGACUUAGCCAAAGAACCAGGAUCCAGAUUAGUAAACGCAUUAGUGCGUUGCUGGGAUUGUUUGAUACCUCAAUUUUUCACAAUUGAUAAUUGGAGGAGUUAUAAAAUAUUGAUGCCGGCUUCAUUAGCUAAUGGUAACAACGGCUACACUAUGCUCGUUGGUUUACCAAGUGAAGAACUUAAUUAUGAUGCUGUAACCUGUACAACGGAAUACAUCCGAAUGAGAAGUCCAAUCUAUCCAGAAAUCGCAGAGCGUGUCUCAUUGGGAAAUCAUGAAUUUGAUAAUGGUGUAUCUGGCUUAACACCCUUCAUAAGAAAUCUAACAUGCCCCGUACUGGCUGCCAACCUUAUACUUACUAAGGAACCUAACUUGGAAUUAGAACAUAACCUUAUGAAAUCAGUUGUAUUUACUAUUAAUGGAACUAAAGUAGGCGUUAUUGGAUACCUUACUCCUGAAACAAAAGUACUUGCAGUAAAAAACAACGUUGAAUAUAUAGAAGAAAUAAUUGCGAUUCGAGAAGAAGUAAAGAAACUUAAAAAUGAAGGCAUUGAGAUUUUAAUAGCUUUAGGCCAUUCUGGAUUUUUAAAAGACUUAGAAAUAGCGAAAAAAGUUGAAGACAUUGAUCUUGUUAUCGGAGGUCAUACAAAUACAUUCUUAUGGAAUGGCACAACACCUGACAGUGAAACAAUACAAGGCCCUUAUCCUACACUAGUAAAACAAGAAUCCGGAAGAAUAGUGGCGGUAGUACAAGCAUACGCUUAUACAAAAUAUUUAGGGAAAUUGCAUUUGUUAUUUAAUUCUAAUGGAGAAAUAGUUAAAUUUGAUGGAAAUCCAAUAUUAUUAGAUAAUUCUGUACCACAAGAUCCUACUGUACUAGAUAUUGUUAAUAGAUACCGUGAAAAUAUUAUUGAAAUAUCCGAUGUACUAAUUGGCAUCUCUUUAGUAACUUUAGACGGACUAUCGUGUCGCUUACAAGAGUGUAAUUUAGGUAAUUUAAUGGCUGAUGCCAUCGUCGACAAAUAUGCUUCGGAAUAUAAAGGAGAUGGUUGGACUGACGCACCGAUCGCUAUUGUCCAAGGAGGUGGAAUUCGUGCAUCAGUAAGCCAUGAGGAAAAACUAAUUAAUAUUACUAAAGGAGAUCUCUUUACAGUAAUGCCGUUUGAUGGAAAUAUCGUGAAAGUAACUCUAAACGGGUCAAAUAUUAUAAAAAUGCUUGAAUACUCUGUAGCUAAAUAUAAUAAAAUACGUGCACCUGGUCAAUUUUUACAAAUAUCUGGCUUAAAAGUAGAGUAUGAUUUCAAAAGACCACCAGGAAAAAGAGUUGUAAAUGUUGAAGUGAUUUGCGGAAAAUGUAAAAUACCUACUUAUGCAUCUGUUAAUACGUCCGAAACUUAUAACAUUUUAAUGAACGAUUUCCUUUCGAUGGGAGGUGACGGAUUUUCGUCCCUUGGAAAUCACGAAUUUGAUCACGGCGUGAGUGGGUUAACACCGUUCAUAAAAAAUCUCUCUUGUCCUGUGGUUGCAGCGAACCUUGAUCUGACCAAAGCUCCUGAUUUAGAAAAAGAGACAAACCUAAGGAAAUCUAUUAUAUUAAAUGUCAAUGGCACGUCAGUUGGAAUCAUAGGUUACUUAACGCCCGACACUAAAAUGUUAGCUGUGAAAAAUGAUGUGGAGUAUGUUGAUGAAAUCGUGGCAAUAAAAGAAGAAGUAAAAAAGUUAAAAGCUCAAGGAGUCAAUAUCAUUAUUGGAUUAGGUCACUCGGGUUAUUUGAAAGAUUUAGAAAUAGCAAAAGAAGUAGACGGUUUAAAUUUAGUGAUCGGUGGACACUCGAAUACUUUUUUAUGGAAUGGUACGAGUCCUGAUUCAGAAAAAAAUCAGGGACCUUAUCCUACUUACGUCACCCAAUCCUCCGGGAAAAUGGUACCUGUGGUCCAAGCCUAUGCUUACACAAAAUAUCUUGGCAGACUGCUUAUGGUAUUUAAUAGUAAAGGGAAUCUACUCAGCGCUGAGGGUAUACCUAUUAUUUUAGACAAAACAACUCCUCAAGACCCUGAUGUUUUGAAAAUUAUUGAGCGUUAUCGUACAGAAAUUUCAAAUUAUACGGAAGAAGUAAUUGGGAAAACGUCAAUAGUUUUAGACGGUCUUAGUUGUCAACAUCAAGAAUGCAAUAUGGGUAACCUUAUAGCUGAUGCUAUGGUCUAUAAUUACGCGAUGGAAUACGAAAGCAAAGAUCAUUGGACGGAUGCGCCAAUAGCUAUAAUUCAAGGCGGUGGUAUAAGAUCUUCAAUAGCACAUUCAGAAACACUAACUACCAUUACUAAAGGAGACUUAAUUGGAGUCCUACCUUUUGAAGGAGAUCUUGUAAUCGUAACUAUGUCGGGUAGUGUCUUGUUACAAAUGUUAGAGCACUCGUCGCUUGGAAAUCACGAAUUUGAUGAAGAAGUCGAUGGAGUCAUACCUUUUAUAAGAAAUCUGACGUCACCCGUUUUAGCUGCCAAUCUUAUUCUCACCAACGUACCAGAACUCGAAAAAGAAACCAACUUAUACGAAUCAGUUGUCAUUAUUAAAAACGGCAUUAAGAUCGGAAUCAUUGGUUAUUUAACCCCUGAAACAAAAUUUCUUGCACCAAAGAACAAAGUAGAUUACGAAGAGGAAGUCUUUGCCUUAAGAAGAGAAGUACAUAAAUUAAAAGAAAUGGGAAUCAAAAUAAUUAUAGCGUUAGGUCAUUCAGGCUUUUUGAAAGACUUAGAAAUAGCUCAAGAGGUCGAAGAUUUAGAUAUAGUAAUAGGCGGUCAUUCAAAUACUUUUUUGAUAAACAAAAAUAGUACAGACGAAAUUCCUGAAUAUCCACAAGGACCAUAUCCUACAAUAGUUAGACAAAAAUCGGGAAGAAAGGUCCUUGUGGUACAAGCGUAUGCAUACACGAAAUAUCUUGGCAAAUUACAUUUAAUUUUUGACGAACAAGGAGAAAUUAUAUAUUACGACGGUGAGCCGAUUCUAUUAAAUAAAGAAAUCCCAGAAGAUCCAGUCCUCCUAGAAAUAGUAAAUCGAUAUCGAACUGACAUAAACCAAAUAUACAAUGAAGUUGUGGGAACCUCACUUUUUUAUCUCGAUGGUGAUUCCUGUCGUCUCAAAGAAUGUAAUUUAGGCAACUUUAUUAAUGACGCUAUAAUUAACUUUACAAAACAAUAUUACAAAGAAUAUUCAAAUGUUAACAUAGCUAUAACACAAGGUGGUAGAAUAAGAACGUCCAUAAAUGGUCCAGAUAAACCUUUUAAAGUUACGAGAGGAGAUAUGGUCACUGUCAUACCAUUUUCUGAUACACUGUGCAUAAUGACUAUGAACGGCACAAUACUGAGACAGGCUUUGGAACAUUCGGUUGCAGCUUGGAGAAAAAUUGAUACCCCAGGACAAUUUUUACAAUACUCGGGAGUGGAAAUAGUCUAUGAUCUAGCUAAAGAAGUUGGUUCACGGAUUGUGGAAGCAAAAGCUAUUUGUUCAGAUUGCUCUGGCUUGAAUGAUAUUUUAGAUAAUCUCGAGUACAAAGUUAUUACGUCAGUAUUUUUAGCUGAAGGUGGUGAUGGUUACACGAUGUUUGAUACAGUUCCCAAAGAAAUAGUUAACUACAAUGAAGUCACGUGUGCUAUAGAUUACUUGCAGAAAUAUAGUCCUAUAGAGCCAAUUGUAUCAGAGAGAAUAAAUAUUCUUAAUGAGGAUAACAUUAAAUCAGCAAUGUUUUUGCCUUCACAAGGAAAGUCAAUUAAAUUUAAUACUAAAAUGUUCCUUUUAUUAACUUUUAUUAUAUUAUAUAGUUAAAUCAAUGUUGUAUGUAGAUAAUUCAAUUAUAAUCGAAAUUCGAAAUUUAAAAUUUGAAGAUGAAUUUCGAAUAUUUUUUGACGUGAAACUUCUUUAGAAAUGUUGCAAUUUGAUACUAGGUAAAACAUGAAAUGCGUCACGCCAACACGCCACUUUUAUUUUCAGUCUUUCUGAUUUAUUUAUUGUUAACACUAAAGCUCGUCAAUAAUAAAGUCUACUUUAUACUUACAUA